AUGCGGCGUCGAAAAAGAGGAACUAUUAGAGAUUUAGAUCGACAUGUGCAUCUCCAUUUUGGUCACUGGCUUAAGCAAAAAGUAGAAAAAAAUGAAAUUAAUGGUGUUUCUGUUGAUACUCGUUGCCUUGCACAAGGUCCAUCUGAUAAGGUUUUAAAAUUUUCUGCAUAUAAUAUCAAUGGCUUCAAGUUUAGAACUAUAGAGAGGGAACAAGAUCUAAGUACACAGAAUAAUGCAGUUUUUGUCUCAUCUGAAACAAUUAGUUAUGCAAGUUCUCGUGAUCUUAAUCCUAGAGUUGGAGAUGUUUCUUAUUAUGGAAAGCUAACUGAAAUUCUGGAGUUGAACUACUACGAUUCUUUUAGGGUUGUGUUGUUCAAAUGCAAAUGGUUUAACACUCGAGAUGCUCGGGGUUAUAAGAAGGAUGAUUUUGGUCACACUAUGGUAAAUUUUACGCAUCUGAUACACACUGGAAAUGGUGAAGAAGAUGAACCUUACAUAUUAGCUUCUCAGGCGAGACUGGUUUAUUACGUAAAAGAUCCACAAGAAGAUGGUUGGAGCGUUGUUGUACACAUCCAACCAAGAGACUUAUAUGAUAUGGGCGAUCCUGUUUCAGAUGAGAGUCAUGAGACCCUUCAAGAAAUUGAUGAUCCUCCUGUUCAAAGAUCAAUGCUUAACGAGAUCUUGACAAUUCUCAAAUUUCAUCGUAAUGAAGAGCCCUUAGCUCCACCUCCUCUUGGACCAGAAUUAGCUAGUGGAAAAUGGAGAGUUCGAGUUAUAGAGGAAAUGGUUUCAGGAAAACAAGUGUGGAGCAUGUUAAAUCGCAGGGUGAUGGUUGAUUUUAACCGAAGAGGACAACCUAUCAAGGACUCAGGAGGUUUGUUUGGUACUUGGAUAGGGUCAUUGAGUAAUGAUCUUAACAUCUUACCUAUUGAUUACACCGAUUGGAGGUUAGUGUCUAGUUAA
Messenger RNA from Arabis nemorensis, 963 nucleotides. The record is from the annotation of a GenBank genome assembly. NCBI's taxonomy places the organism in Eukaryota, Viridiplantae, Streptophyta, Magnoliopsida, Brassicales, Brassicaceae.